Molecule: messenger RNA, 9455 nt
Organism: Strongylocentrotus purpuratus (purple sea urchin)
Lineage: Eukaryota; Metazoa; Echinodermata; Echinoidea; Camarodonta; Strongylocentrotidae
Product: fibrillin-1
Exons: 52
Coding region: 192-7154 (2320 amino acids)
Cellular component (GO): membrane
Molecular function (GO): calcium ion binding
Source: RefSeq, a predicted model, not a curated record
UGCAAUGCUUCCAGUCAACCACGGAUGGUGAUGAGGGUUUCCGCUGUACCUAUAUUAGUGGUGCUCUAGUCACAGACUACCAGAACCUAUGGGAAUCCAGCAAUUUCCAUGCACUCUUACUUCCCAGAUCUCGAAGAAGAUAUGACGAUCCAUAUGAUGAAUGGAAAAGUGAGGACGUUGUACCUAGACAAAUGUGCUGUGAAAGGGCUAUUCUGAGUGAGGGAUAUUGUGAUCUUUAUGAGGAGCGUCGCCCACAGGCAAGCUGUGACGGAUACAACCCUCCCAAUGGUGCUCAGGGAUCUGGUGACCCACACUUUGUAACAUUUGAUGGGAGGAUGUACAGCUUCAAUGGAUUUGGCGAGUACAUUAUGAUGCAAUACAACAAUAAUGACCCAUUUGUUCUACAGACUCGUACCGGCGUAGCAUUCAGGAAUGGUGAACCUGUCAACACAGGGACCGUUUUUACGGGUUUCGCUGCGACACAAGGCAUUACAAACGUAUCAUUUACUUUAAAUGAUGAUAGAACAGAGCUGCUACUCUCGGUCAACCAGACGUCAGUCGAUAUAUCAACUCUUGAAGCAGAUGGCUAUGACUCCGCUGACCCAACUUUCAACUUACACAGUGAUGAUGAGGCGGCAGAAAGUGAAACUGCUAUCAUUGUAACCUUCAAACUACCAGACAUACCUAGCUCCGGACUUCGUGUGGUUUUCAGAACCGGGAUAUUACUAGGAAAUAGUUUUGUUCCUCGAGAAUACGCUACUGGAGGGAUUGGAAAUGGUCUAUUCGGCCUCAUGAAUGGUGAUAAGAAUGAUGAUUUCCAAUACCGGGACGGAACCAUCAUCAUGGAUACGGCUGAGAGAAACCUGACAGGGAGAGAUAUCUUUGAUUUUGGACAAAGUUGGAUGAUCUCACCGAGUGAAUCCCUCUUCGAUUACGGCGAUCGGGAUUGGAGUUACUAUAAUGAUCCUGACUACGUCCCUCCCUUCCUCUCAGAGCUGAUUGCGGCAGACCCGGAUUUGGCAGCACAAGCUAAAGCGUUUUGUGGGGAUAGUGAAGCAUGCCUCUUUGAUUCCCUAGCAGUUGAUCCAUCAGUUGGUUUAGAUACAUUGUCUUCUAAUAAUGCUUUUGAAAUACAGCUAUCGGAUUUAAAUAACUUCCCACCAAACAUCACAUCUGUCAUUGAGACCAGUUCGACAGAUGCACUGUCAGAGAGCGGUAUACUGCGUGUAAUUGUUGACCAAACAGUUACCUUACAAAUAACAGCUUCAGAUCCAAAUGACGAAGAUGUUGUCCAGUAUUCAUUGCAGGGUGCUCAGUCUGGCGCAACCAUAGACCAAAAUACUGGAUUGUUCACAUGGACUCCUCCAAGCUUAGAUGUUUCUAUGAUUGAGAUCGUAGCAACCGAUGAUUUUGGAGCGAGUACAUUACUAACUUACAAGGUCAGAGUGUGUCAGUGUUCCAAUGAUGGAGUAUGCAACUUUGACAACUUAGCAGCAAAUCAGGAUCUCAACAACAAUGGCUUUACCGUUGUCACAUGUACAUGCGAUGUUGGCUGGUCAGGUGAUCACUGUGGUGUAGACUUCGACUCUUGUCAACGUUCCCCUUGUUAUGAAGGUGUUUUCUGCUCUGACUUGCCGCCACCUUCAGUUAUGCCGAUGUGUGGACCAUGCCCACCGUCUCUUACAGGAGAUGGAUUAACUUGCUUUGAUGUUGAUGAGUGUGCAAAUGACACACUUAAUGAAUGUGAUCAGAACUGUGAUAACAGACUUAAUGGAUAUGAUUGCACAUGUAAUGAUGGCUUUACACUUGAUAUGGAUCAAAGAAGGUGUAAUGAUAUCAACGAAUGCAUAUUGGGUACACACGGUUGCCAAAACAACAGUCUUUGUAAUAAUACCAUCGGUUCCUAUCAGUGCUAUUGCGAAGUCGGAUUUUCUCCAAUUACAAAUGAUAACGUCAAUUGUGAAGAUAUUGAUGAAUGCACGGUGGAGAGCCCUUGCGAUGUGGAAGCAAUGUGUGGAAACAAUGAAGGCUCUUUCAUAUGCACUUGUAAUGAGGGUUACGUAGGAGAUGGAACCACUUGUACAGAUAUGAAUGAAUGUCUGGACGAAUCUCUAAAUGACUGCGCCUCACAGGCGACUUGUGAUAAUUCACCUGGUAGUUUCUCAUGUGUGUGUGAUGGAGGCUGGGUCGGCAACGGUACCUUCUGUGAGGAUGCUAAUGAGUGCUCCACUAACGACGAUGAUUGCAGUGAUGAUGCGACGUGUGAGAAUAAUCCUGGGAGCUACCUGUGCAUCUGUAAUGCAGGAUAUGUUGGAAAUGGAAUUGAAUGCUUUGACAUCGACGAGUGUGCCUCUGAAGAUGAUAACUGUACCAUGUCAGCUCUGUGUGUCAACACAAACGGAUCGUUUGAGUGUCGGUGUGCCGACGGCUACAUACAAAAUCUACAGGGAGAAUGUGAAGAUGCGAAUGAAUGUGACGAUGACCCUAAUUGUGAUAUGGACGCACAGUGUGUGAAUACUAAUGGAUCAUUUGUCUGCUCAUGUAACGAAGGAUUUCAAGGAAAUGGAUUCGCAUGUGAAGAUAUCGAUGAAUGUACAUUGGGAACUCAUGACUGUCAGCAGAGCUGCAUUAAUGACAGUCCUGGGUUCAACUGCAGUUGUUUUUCAGGCUUUAUUCUUAUGAAUGAUAACAAGACAUGCAUGGUUACUGAAAGUUGUGACCUCGAAUGUGGCUCUGGUGUCUGCAUUAAUUCUACGGACGGGGAAAUCUGUGUAUGCGAUCAGACUGGAUAUGAAUUCAAUUCAACUAUAAACAACUGCACAGACGUCAAUGAAUGCCUUGGGGAGAAUCGUUGCGAAAUGGACUGCGAUAACAUCCCAGGAGGAUACGUCUGUUCCUGUGUAACGGGCUUCUUGCUCGAUGUAAACGGAAGAAGUUGUUCAGAUCGGGAUGAAUGUCUUGAUGGUACUCAAGAUUGUGAUACCAAUGCUGCAUGUUCCAAUACAGAAGGGUCCUUCUCCUGUUUAUGCAAUGAUGGCUACACGGAAAAUGGAGCAAUGUGUACAAAUACCGAUGAGUGCCUUUCUACGUCCCCAUGCCACGUCUUCGCGAAUUGCAUGGAUACAAAUGGCUCUUUCAAUUGUAUGUGUAUGCCAGGUUUCUCUGGUAAUGGCUUCAGCUGUGUAGAUAAUAAUGAGUGUGAUCAAUCUCCUUGUGAUGAGAAUGCUGCAUGCAACAACACAGAUGGGUCCUUCUCAUGUACCUGCCUUGAAGGUUAUACUGGGAAUGGUCUAAGUUGCUCAAAUAUCAAUGAGUGUGAAGUAGACCCGCCGUGUGGUGUGUAUGCUGACUGUUCAGACAAUGAAGGUUCGUUCACAUGUUCCUGUCUGCCUGGUUUUCAAGGUGAUCCCUACGCGGCAUGUACCGAUAUCAUUGAGUGUCAGAACCCAUCCUUGUUCACAUGCCAUCAACUAGCGUCUUGUGUGAAUACUCUUGGAAACUAUUCGUGCGAAUGCAACAAUGGUUACGAGGGAGAUGGGAUAUCCUGCUCAGAUCAAGAUGAAUGCAGUGAUGUCCUUCAAUUCUGUGGACCAAACAGUAACUGCUCCAACUCGGUUGGCUCUUAUGAAUGCAUGUGCUCCGAAGGUUACGUGAGGGAGAAUAUGGAUAGCAAUUGUACAGAUUUUAAUGAAUGUGACAACGUUCAAAACACCUGUCCUCCGGAUAUCUCUUCGUGCGUGAACACAGAUGGUGAUUUCAUGUGUACAUGUGGUUCUGGGUACCAGAAUGAUUCACCCAAGACCUGCAAUGACACAAAUGAGUGCGCAGAAAGUACUCGUGUCUGUAGCGACAGUCGAGAAUGCAUCAACACUGUGGGACACUUCAGGUGCAUCUGCACUGAGGGCUUCGCUGAAAUUGGAGGAAGCUGUGAAGCGUCCUUAACCUUGCAACUGAGGGUAAGAUUUGAAGCCAUUCUCGGUGCCUUAAUUGCUGCCAAUCCAUCUAUUAUCGAAUCUGCUACAAAUCAAGAGCAACUUGAACGUGACAUGCUGAUGUUUCUCCAAGGCAUUUCAGAACUUGGGGAAUCUGUAUAUAUGGCUACAAUAUCAGAUGUGAAUGUGACCAGUCCCUAUGCUGUCAUAGACUUCAGGACAGAUGUUGAAACAACACUAAAUAUCAACGACACAGUAUUGGAAUCGUUGUUCAACAAUGCUCUACCAGAUAACCGGCGCUUUGGAGUUUCAGGAGCCGAAAAUAUAGUCAAUCAAGAGGAUGUUGAUGAAUGUGCCGAUGAUCCAGUCCCGUGUACUAACGGAAUGUGCACUAACACCAUUGGGUCUUUCUUCUGUACUUGCAAUGACGGAUAUAUUGAAAAUGGAGCAAGAACUGCUUGUAUUGAUAUUGAUGAAUGCGAAGAUGAUUCCACCCUCUGUGCUAAAGGAACAUGCUUUAACACCGCCGGUUCUUAUACUUGCAACUGUGACGUAGGGUUCCAACUAGAUGGCACUGGUGUCAACUGUGAAGACAUUAUUGAGUGCGAUGCUGGGAAUCUCUGUGCUAAUGGAAUGUGCGAAAAUAACGAGGGAUCAUACAUGUGCUUAUGCAUUCCUGGAUUUGCAGUAGAUUCAACAGGAACUGAAUGUCAGGACGUUAACGAGUGUGAUGACGAUUCCUCCCUGUGCGUCGACGGAACAUGCAACAAUAUCAUGGGGACGUAUAGUUGUGACUGUAACAACGGUUAUGAGAAGAGUAUCAACGGAAAGGCUUGUAAUGAUAUCGAUGAAUGUGCAAACAUUCCAAACCCAUGUGGGAAUGGAACCUGUAACAAUAUUGAUGGGACUUAUGGGUGUACCUGUGACACUGGAUUUGAGGCCAACGAGAGCGGUACUGCCUGCAAUGACAUCAAUGAGUGUGCUGGUAAUGCUAAUCCCUGUGUUAAUGGAGAAUGCACUAAUACCGAUGGAUCUUACAUGUGCACCUGUGGCAGCGGCUUUAGAUUAAGUGUGGAUGGCAGUACAUGUGACGCCGAGUGUGGUGGAGUUGUUUGUCAGAAUGGCGGAGCAUGCGGGAGUACUAACCAGUGUGAUUGUGCUAAUACCGGUUUUACCGGUACUUUGUGCGAGAAUAAUAUCGAUGAAUGUGAUAGCAAUCCUUGUAUGAAUGGAGGAAGUUGUGCUGAUGAAGUUAAGUCUUUUACUUGUUCUUGUGCUGAUGGCUAUACUGGGACUCUGUGUGGAACAGACAUCGAUGAAUGUGCAAACAUUCCAAACCCAUGUGGGAAUGGAACCUGUAACAAUAUCGACGGGACUUAUGAAUGUACCUGUGACACUGGGUUUGAGGCCAACGAAAGUGGUACUGCCUGUGAUGACGUCGAUGAGUGUGCUGGUGAUGAUAAUCCCUGUGUUAAUGGAGAUUGCACUAAUACCGAUGGAACUUACAUGUGCACCUGUGGCAGCGGCUUUAGAUUAAGUGUGGAUGGCAGUACAUGUGAUGCCGAGUGUGGUGGAGUUGUUUGUCAGAAUGGCGGAGCAUGCGGGAGUACUAACCAGUGUGAUUGUGCUAAUACCGGUUUUACCGGUACUUUGUGCGAGAAUAAUAUCGUUGAAUGUGAUAGCAAUCCUUGUAUGAAUGGAGGAAGUUGUGCUGAUGAAGUUAACUCUUUUACUUGUUCUUGUGCUGAUGGCUAUACUGGGACUCUGUGUGGAACAGACAUCGAUGAAUGUGCAAACAUUCCAAACCCAUGUGGGAAUGGAACCUGUAACAAUAUCGACGGGACUUAUGAGUGUACCUGUGACAGUGGGUUUGAGGCCAACGAUAGUGGUACUGCCUGUGAUGACGUCGAUGAGUGUGCUGGUGAUGAUAAUCCCUGUGUUAAUGGAGAUUGCACUAAUACCGAUGGAACUUACAUGUGCACCUGUGGCAGCGGCUUUAGAUUAAGUGUGGAUGGCAGUACAUGUGAUGCCGAGUGUGGUGGAGCUGUUUGUCAGAAUGGCGGAGCAUGCGGGAGUACUAACCAGUGUGAUUGUGCUAAUACCGGUUUUACCGGUACUUUGUGCGAGACUAAUAUCGAUGAAUGUAAUAGCAAUCCUUGUACGAAUGGAGGAAGUUGCGCUGAUGAAGUUAACUCUUUUACUUGUUCUUGUGCUGAUGGCUAUACUGGGACUCUGUGUGGAACAGAUGUUAAUGAGUGUGAGCUUGAUUCGAGUCUCUGUAAUAAUGGAAGAUGUGUCAACUUGGAUGGAUCAUACACUUGUAUCUGCAAUGCUGGAUUCACAUUAGUCAAUGCAAAUUCUUGCAAUGCUUUCCCAAGAGGUCUGUCCACUAGUCAAGUGACUGUGAAGAUUACAGGACAAAGUCUGAAUGGUCAAACCCUGACGUAUACACCAGAAUUAACCGAUAGGUCAUCGGCCAAAUUCAUCGAAUAUGAAGUUGCAUUCUGUUACAUUUUCAGCCAAUAUGUAAAGGAACAGUUAGGUUCUCAACUUGUUGAUGCUAAUUGCAUAGUGCGGUCAUUCAGCCAAGGUAGCGUAGUCGGUGACGUGCAAGUGCAACUUGCUGCUGAGAGCCAAAGUGUAGCAGAUGGGCUUGCUGUGAGUUUAUCUGCCUUAUCUACCAACAUUGAUCAAAAUUUAUCAGCUAAUGGUCAAACUCUGGUAGCAUCUAUAUCGGCAGAAGUUCAGUGCGAUCAAUCAAAUUGCCAGAACGGCGGGGAAUGUACUUCUUCUGGACAGCCUUGUAAUUGCCCAGCUGGUUUUACAGGAGACCUUUGCCAGAAUGCUUCCCAAGGAUUGUCGAAUGGAGCCAUCAUUGGUAUUGCUCUCGGAGUUUUUGGUUUCGUUCUCGUCCUCAUAACCUGUGUCUGCUGUGUUUUCGUACAAGGUGUUAGACAAAAUCAAGCAACAAAACUGAUGCUCGCUGAACAACGGUAUGACAAUCCAAGUAGACAAAAUAGAGGCUUCUACGGAAACGAAUCUUUCAAUGGUUCUGAUGAGUACAACUCCCUUGAAGGACGCCGGUAUGCUGUUGGUCAAGCAUUGGAUCGACUGCGCCGAACUGAUGUACAGCAUCAUGGAGAUCGCAAUUUCAGGACUCCCUAUGUGGUAGAUGGGAGUGAAACGUACAAUGGUGUGGAGCGAAAUCCCAUGCAUUAUUAAUCACCAAGAAACUUACCUUCGGACAAAGAACGAAUAUGACAACGGAAAAGAAUUUAGUGAAUUAGUUACGUCUUAUGGAUAGAUGGGUUCUCUUCUGGUAGGCUAAAUAUCAAAGUGUAUACAAUCAUAUUAUUAGAUUAAGUAAUGGCUUACUUGCAUUUGACAGAUUGACUGAUUUAAUUGAUGUAAUCAUUCCAAGUCUCUGUUACAAACAACCAUACUAUUUUAUCAAUUAACGGCUUACUUGCAUUUGACCGAUUGGCUGAUUGAAUUGAUGUAAUCAUGUUAAACUCACAUCAUUUUAAAAAGACUGCUUUUCAGCAAGUCUGUGUUACAAACAUAAAACUAAUGUUAUACAGAUCGAAUUGGAUAUAAGUACAUGAAUGAUUUCAAUGUAAUUUACUGUAUCUGUGAAUAUAUAAGGGCUUCAUUGUUAAUCUAGAAAUGGUUUGAUAUCAUAUCUUUAUUGAUCAAGUAAUUUAUAUUCAUGUUUCAAAAAAAUUAAAAAUGUGGUAAAACAUGAUUUCACCCAAACUGUUAUCUAAAGAGCCGAUUCCUAUCCCAUGCUUUUAACAUGUACCAAUUUUAAGUCUUUAAAUAGUACGAAUUUUCUAUAGUUUUAUUUCAAUUGCUUAUGGUAGCGGGAGUAUAACACCUCCUCUCUUUCUCUCUCUCUCUCUCUCUCUCUAUAUAUUAGAUGAAUACACUAUACAGCAUUCUGAUUUUGUAUGAAUAAAUUUAAAUGCAUAUGAUGUAGAAAGCAGGGCUAUCAAGUAAACAGAAUAGUAUGAUCAUAUGGGAUCAAUCCAUGGCGCUAAAACAGUACGAACAGUAAUUUUGAAUCUUUCUUUUAUGAAUAUAACUAACAUUAUUUACCUCUUGCACUUGUACCUCUAACAUUUUUGCCAGGCAACAAAGUAACCCCCUUGAUAGGCUAAAUAUCAAAGUGUAUACAAUCAUACUAUUAUAUUAAUUAAGGGCUUACGGUAUUUGCAUUUAACCGAUUGACUGAAUAAAUUGAUGUAAUCAUGCUAAGUCUCUGUUACGAACGAUCAUACUAUUAUACUAAUUAAGGUUUACUCAAAUCAGUCUAAAAAUACUGCUUGUCAGCAAGUCUUUGUUAAAAACAUAAAACUAAUGAUAUAGAAAUAUUUGAAGAUAAAUGUAAAAAUGAAUUGAAUACGAUUUUCUGUAUCUGUGAGUGUACAAGGGCUGCAUUGUUAAUCAGGAUGGGUUCGAUAUCAUAUAUGUAUUGAUCAAGUGAUUUAUAUUUAUCUCACAAAAUAUCAUGAAUGUGGUAACAUAUGCUUUCUCCUUAACUGUUAUCUAAAUAGCUGAUUCCUAUCUCAUGCUCUUAAUGCGGAUCAAUUUUAAGACUUUAAAUAGUACAAAUUUUCUAUAUUUUUAUUUCAAAUGCUUAUGUUAGCGGGGAGUAUACCAUCCCCCUCUUUCUCUCUCUCUCUCUUUAUAUAUAUAUAUUAGAUGAAUACUCUUUUUAAUUGAUAUGGUUUUGUAUGAAUAGAUUUAAUUUCAAAUUAUGUAGAAAAGGGCUAUCAAGUACCCAGAAUAAUGUGAUUAUAUAGGGUAAAUACAUAGCACUAAAACAAUACAAACAGUAACUUUAAAUAUUUCCUUUAUGAAUAAAAAACAAUAUUUUUUACCUCGUGCACUUGUACUUGUGACAUUUUUGUCACAUACCAAAGUUAACCCCCCCCCCCCCCCACCACCACCACCAGGAAUAUUUUGUAUCCCACUUGCUUCCCUUUCAAUUAAAGGAAUGUGUAAAAAGGACUUGUUUGUUUAGUUAAUUAAUUAAAAGGUUAUGCAGAUUAAAUAAAGAUUAAGAGAAGUGUAACCAAAACUUUCACGUAGGUCCUUUCUCUUGUUUAGAAACAUGUCGCUUUAAUAAUGAUGUAGAAAUGAAUUGGGUUGAAAAAGAAUAAAAAUACAUGAAUGUAUGUAUGAUGUAUUGAAACAAAGCAGGCUUACAAUGGAUGUGUCAUGUAGCACAAUGCAAGUAAAUUUAUUAACGCACACGUACUUUCUUUUGUCUCAUUGCCAUUUUAAAAUAUGUUUCUAAAUAUGUAAUAUAUAUUUUGUUUAAUUUCUAUAUUCAUGUUCCUCCAAAGCCAUUCAUUAUACAGUACUAGGGUAUUACCCCUUAUAAGUCUUUCAUGUUUCAAGGAUGUAUGUUUUUGAUAUAUUUCUGUUCGUAUGAUAUAUUUUUGUAUUGAUAUAUAUUUUUCAUUAGAGAUCACUAGUAAUUGAAAUAAAUGUUCCAAUAGGGAAGACUGCUGAAUA